AUUUCCAUCCAACGUCCCCAAUUCCCUCGCUAUCCUCCGCAGUCCACCCCCACAUUUCUCGCUAUCGGAGUUCUCCGGCGGCGAACCGAUGAAAUCUCAGGCGAAGGACGACAAUGAAACUCCUAUGCGGCAAUGGUCCUUGCAAGAUUUCGACGUAGGAAAGCCCCUCGGCAAAGGAAAGUUCGGCAGAGUCUAUCUAGCAAGAGAAGUCAAGAGCAAGUAUAUAGUGGCACUGAAGGUGAUUUUCAAGGAGCAGAUGGAGAAGUACAGGAUUCAUCAUCAAUUAAGGAGAGAGAUGGAGAUACAGACCAGUCUUCGGCACCCGAACAUCCUGCGUCUCUAUGGAUGGUUUCAUGAUGCUGAACGGAUUUUCUUGAUAUUGGAAUACGCUCACCGCGGUGAGCUUUAUAGGGAGCUUAGGAAAAGUGGUCAUCUCAGCGAGAAGCAAGCUGCCACUUACAUUUUAAGCCUCACCCAAGCAUUGGCAUACUGCCAUGAGAAGCAUGUGAUUCACAGGGACAUUAAGCCAGAAAAUUUGCUUCUUGAUCAUGAGGGCCGAUUGAAAAUUGCAGAUUUUGGAUGGUCUGUACAGUCAAGAAGCAAAAGACGUACCAUGUGUGGAACCCUGGAUUAUUUAGCCCCAGAAAUGGUGGAGAAUAAAGCUCACGAUCAUGCUGUAGAUAACUGGACUCUGGGUAUCCUUUGCUAUGAGUUCCUUUAUGGUGUGCCUCCAUUCGAAGCCGAAAGUCAAAGUGACACAUUUAAAAGGAUAAUGAAGGUGGACUUGAAUUUUCCCUUGACCCCUCAGGUUUCCCCAGAAGCAAGAGAUCUCAUUGGCCGGCUCUUAGUGAAGGAUUCCUCUAGAAGACUUUCACUAGAGAAGAUAGUGGAGCACCCUUGGAUAAUCAAGAAUGCAGAUCCAUCUGGUAUUUGCAAUAGGUAGAAACAUCACUUCGUUUUUUAACUAAUUGAUCUUGAUCAUGCCUCCUCUCAUUUAAAUAGAGUUUGAUUAAGAUCUGUGUAAUUUCCCAGUGUUGUAGCAUUAUUGAUGAUUUAACCAUAAUCUCGAAAAAAAAAUGUCGCUAGUAGCUUUACUAGUAGUAUUAUAGGCUCUCAUUCCUUGAGGCUAUAUGUUCUAAUUCUCAUUCUUUUCGAUGUGACUACGUUUGAAAUAG
Messenger RNA from Momordica charantia (bitter melon), 1175 nucleotides. It is a transcript of the gene AUR3, whose product is annotated as ataurora3. The record is from RefSeq and is a predicted model, not a curated record. Gene Ontology annotation, molecular function: protein kinase activity; ATP binding. NCBI's taxonomy places the organism in Eukaryota, Viridiplantae, Streptophyta, Magnoliopsida, Cucurbitales, Cucurbitaceae. Gene Ontology annotation, biological process: protein phosphorylation.